Messenger RNA from Suillus fuscotomentosus, 758 nucleotides. RefSeq lists its product as uncharacterized. The coding region runs from base 194 to 406 and encodes 70 amino acids. The transcript is spliced from 2 exons. The record is from RefSeq and is a predicted model, not a curated record. NCBI's taxonomy places the organism in Eukaryota, Fungi, Basidiomycota, Agaricomycetes, Boletales, Suillaceae.
UGAGAAUCGAUGUAGGUUCGUUCCAGUGGUGGUAAGCCACACGGUAUGGCCGUAUCCCAGAGCGCAUCCAUUGCAGGCUCGCAGAAUAUUUUGCAUGUCGUCGCAAGGGCCGCAAGGGAAUCACGAGCCAAAAGUACUUUGCGAGAUCAAUGAAAUGCAGAUCAGUGCAGCUGUAUGCUGAAGGAUAUCAGAAAUGAUGCGGUACGGUAGAGCUCGAUGCGUGUUGUUUAUCGAAUCUCUCCUGAUUCUAGAUGGGUAUACGUAUUACGCAGCUGCAUACAACAUGAGGCCUGAGGGAUACACGAGGAGUCGAUGUGGCUUUGAUCAUUCGGAAGUGACGGGAUAUCUGUGUUGGGUCACAAGGAUCCGUAAGAGCGGGCAAGGCGGAGAACGUACAAGCGCCUGAGUGCUAGCCAUACUUCGAGGUGGUUGGUAUCUCGAUCACGGGUCACAGGGUCCAUGCCUAGAGGGUAGCAGCAUCUAACAGCUGGUCUCUGAAGAAGCAUGAGCGCUAACUAACCGUGCUUCCUUCUCAUAUCUGGUACGCCCUCGACCAUUUACAAGCGACUAAUUAAUUCCCUCUCCAUCUUUGAAGGGUCCAUGGGAAAAGGUACUAGUAGAUGUGACGAAGAAGUGUUGGUGUAGCCUUAUAAUCAUUGCAGUGUGCAGUGUGAACCGGCAAAUAUCCCACCCGAAGCCAGAUUCAAUGGGCAAUGGGCAGUAUGGAUAUAUAUUGGAUGUGUACGUUGAGGCGGAAU